Parnassius apollo (apollo) is the source of this 888-nucleotide messenger RNA. The record is from the annotation of a GenBank genome assembly. NCBI's taxonomy places the organism in Eukaryota, Metazoa, Arthropoda, Insecta, Lepidoptera, Papilionidae.
AUGGUAAAGUUCAUUGGCGCGUCCCAACGGAGCGUUGACAAAGAGAUUCUCACACCACUGAUGAACAAGACUGUGAAGCGGCGGCGACCUCGAGACUUUUCUCAGCAUUGUGCUCGUGCUAAUGACACAGUGCCGCUGCCAGCCGGCUCCACUUCAGUACUGGCGAAACCGACGAAAUAUCACUAUUACCCACACAAUCAGCACAUUUAUUUGCUGCCGGAAUGUGCUAUACAGCAGGUGUGUAACGCAGUGUACGUGCGUCUGAAUUAUACGCAGCCGCUGUGUGCGUGCCCGGCUCGUUACCGAGACCCGUGCUCCGCCAGCUUAAACGCCGACGACCUGCAUACCACUCGCCUCACCACGGAUUCCAAAAAGAAGUAUGCGAAAAAAGCGGUGACUCUAGUGAAGACAUGUGAAGCUGUGUCAGAGAUGAGGGAGUGCCGGGCACCCAGGGACUGGUCUUUGCUAGCUCUACAGAACAUUAGAACGGGAAAAUCACACUAUUUAGUCAUCUGCCGUUGCCCAGAAACUCAUAUUUUGGAGGGUCCAAUGACACACGAUCAACCCACCUACGCUUCUGUUCCCGGAAUAAGAGUUUAUGGCAUGAUGUGUGUGCGACCAUCUCCGAUCUAUCAGUCUGGUUACAAAGGCAAUAGGUAUACAAGUUCACAGAGCACCACUAGCGCCUAUAAAGUGGACUACUCCCAACCCCAUUCGUAUCAAGACAAACCAGUCUACAAUCGUUAUCAGUCCCACAGCUAUCUGGACUCGAACUAUUACAAUAGGAGGUCCAGAGCGGCAAGAUUGCGACGAAUGGUUCAAGAAUACCCUCCCUUCCCAUGGUACAAAGUCAAAGAAUUAGCCGAAUCUUUACAUUGGACGAAUUAA